Closterium sp. Naga37s-1 is the source of this 1581-nucleotide messenger RNA. The record is from the annotation of a GenBank genome assembly. Lineage: Eukaryota; Viridiplantae; Streptophyta; Zygnematophyceae; Desmidiales; Closteriaceae.
AUGGCGGCUGCAGUCGCUGAGAACGUCGCCGUUAGCUGCCGGCAGCUAGCCGGGAACGAAACGGUUGAGUCAAAUGGUUGGAAAACCGUCGCCCUCCAGACGCGCUUCCUCUCCCGUGGUCAGCGGAAGGAGCUCGCAGCGCUGCGCGUGCAGCUCAGGAAAUCCGCAGCUCGCUCUGUGGUGGCAUCAGCAGCAGCGCGCCCCCCGGUGGCAGCAGCAGCACACACGGUAGAGGCGGUGGAGAGCUUGAAGCUGGAGCCCAUCGCUCAGAUCAGCGGCACCGUCAACCUGCCCGGCUCCAAGUCCCUCUCCAACCGCCUUCUGCUGCUUGCUGCUCUUGCCAAGGGCGAGACGGUGGUGGACAAUCUGCUAGCCAGUGAUGACGUCACCUACAUGCUCGCCGCUCUCCGCUCCCUGGGAGUGCCUCUGGUGGAGAUGCCUGAGAAGCGGAGGGUGAUAGUCACGGGCAGCGCAGGGGUGUUCCCCGUGGGCAGGGAGGAGGAGGGGAAGGGGGGAGAUGUGGUGGAUCUGUUUCUGGGGAACGCGGGCACGGCCAUGCGCCCGCUCACUGCUGCUGUGGCCGUUGCAGGAGGGAAUAAGAGCUACGUCCUUGAUGGGGUUCCCAGGAUGCGUGAGCGACCCAUAGGCGACCUGGUGGCGGGGCUGCAGCAGCUGGGGUGCGACUGCGAGUGCUCCCUGGGGACCAACUGCCCGCCUGUGCGCGUGGCCGCGAAGGGGGGCCUUCCUGGCGGCACGGUGAAGCUGUCAGGGGCGGUGAGCAGCCAGUACCUCACAGCCCUCCUCAUGUCGCUCCCCUUGGCCAAGGGCGACAGCGCCAUUGAAAUGAUUGACAAGCUGGUGUCGGUGCCCUAUGUGGAGAUGACUCUCCGCCUCAUGGAGAGGUUUGGGGUGGAUGUGCAGACCGAGGGGAAUUGGGAGCGGUUCCUGAUUCCCGGCAACCAGACCUACAUCUCCCCCGGGCGUGCCUUUGUGGAGGGAGAUGCGUCCAGCGCAAGCUACUUCCUUGCUGGGGCGGCCAUCACUGGAGGGACCGUCACGGUGCAUGGGUGUGGCAGGAGCAGCCUGCAGGGUGAUGUGCACUUCGCUUCAGUGCUCGAGCAGAUGGGUGCUACAGUAACGUGGGCGGAGGAGAGUGUGACUGUAACGGGGCCUCCUCCGGCAGCCAAUGGGAGCAUCCGACGGCUCAAGGGCAUCGAUGUGAACAUGAACAAGAUGCCAGAUGUCGCAAUGACAUUGGCUGUUGUGGCUCUCUUUGCCGAAGGCCCCACCGCCAUCCGCGAUGUGGGAACAUGGCGUGUGAAGGAGACAGAGCGAAUGAUCGCCAUCUGCACUGAACUGACCAAGCUGGGAGCGCAUGUGGAGGAGGGUCCGGACUACUGCAUCAUCACACCCCCGGAGCGUGUUCUCCCAGCGGAGAUCGACACGUAUGACGACCACCGCAUGGCCAUGUCCUUCGCCCUCGCCGCCUGCUCCGGAACGCCAGUCGUGAUCCGGGACCCUGGAUGCACGCGCAAGACCUUCCCCGAUUAUUUCGACGUGCUCAAGAGCGUUUCGCACUGA